CGCUUUGUACAGUGAAAGAUUGUUUCGGCUGCGUGCAUAGAAGGACGUGGAGGGUUUUACCCAAAAUCUUUACCACAAAUGGGCCCCGUCGCCUAGCGCUUAUUUCCCCGAGCUGAGCCUUGCCGUCUGAAAUCUUGAGUUGCGUUUAGUGCUACUUCACCAUCAGCACACGUAAAAAGAUUGAUACUAUAGCAUGAAUAUCAUCAUUUAUCAGAGAAGUAUACCAAGGCAUAUUUCUUCGUCCGCCAUCAGUACAUGGUUGUGAGUUAGAGGGAUUUCCAUCUGCACACGGUUGACUAAAGGUCUGAAGAAUGGCGGCAAUUCCAUCCAGCGGCUCUCUCGUUGCUACCCAUGACUACUAUCGAAGGCGCAUCGGGUCUACUUCCAGUAACAGCUCGUGCAGCAGUUCGGAGUACAUGGGAGAAGUCAUUCCACAUCAUCCCGCUCUGCCCAGACAGGACUCUGGACACUGGUGGUCCAGUUUCUUCUUUGCUAAACAGAACCAGCCAGGUUUUACUGUGGGAACUGACUUUCAGCAGAAGGCAGGGACCUGUGUGGCCAGAGAGAUGCUGAAGAGACAGGUCAGCGAGAGCAGCGACUCGGGGAAGCCGGAGGGGGGGAGCGCCCCUCCCUCUUGAACCCAGGUCCAGGGAGAUGGCGCUAGGAGAUGGGGGGAACCCCAUUUUUUACCUUUUUUUAGUAGAAAUAGGCUGCUCUUGUCCUGUUUGUAACCUUUUUUUUUUUUUUAAACCAAUGACCAAAAAAGGAUGAAAAGAAACCCUUUCCUUCCAAUGUGUGUAACACUAUAGUGGAUAAGCCUUUGUUCUUGUUUCCACUUUGUGACCCCUGCUUUUUGAAUUGAAGUUGAAUAAAGUAGCCUCUUGCAGCCUA
Megalops cyprinoides (Indo-Pacific tarpon) is the source of this 891-nucleotide messenger RNA. Its product is annotated as pancreatic progenitor cell differentiation and proliferation factor B-like. Gene Ontology annotation, biological process: multicellular organism development; cell differentiation. The record is from RefSeq and is a predicted model, not a curated record. The coding region runs from base 312 to 638 and encodes 108 amino acids. The transcript is spliced from 6 exons. Lineage: Eukaryota; Metazoa; Chordata; Actinopteri; Elopiformes; Megalopidae.